This is a messenger RNA of Dioszegia hungarica, 534 nucleotides long. RefSeq lists its product as uncharacterized. The record is from RefSeq and is a predicted model, not a curated record. The transcript has 2 exons. Lineage: Eukaryota; Fungi; Basidiomycota; Tremellomycetes; Tremellales; Bulleribasidiaceae. Bases 1 to 534 code for a protein of 177 amino acids.
AUGAUUUCCACCAAAAUGCUGAAGUCGCUUUUCUACCUCAUACCUCUGCUCAGCCUCACUCCUCCCGCUGCUGCUGCUCCUGCAGUAGGUGAGCAGAUCCCCCCGGCUGGUCAGAUACGGCUGUUCACCGAAGGCAAACUGGUAGGGGAUGCAGCCCUGACCUUCAACAUCGGCGGCGUACCCAGAGGCCAGACGUUCCUGAGGUUCGAGCGAAAAGGUCCGAACUCCUUCUUACUUGUCGAUUAUUCGGCGACACAGCGAGCUCAGAGAGACAACGGCGCAGUACUCGAAGGGCUGGAAGCGGGCGAAGGGGCGUUCUCGCUCCACAAGAGGUCUGGCGACAAGGAUGAGCACCUGGAUUGUGAUCUCGAUGGCGACUUCAAGGAUCCCAGCAAAGGCGUGUAUUGGGCUUUUACCUGGGACGAAGUGGGGGACUUCAAGACCGAGAUCUGUGCGGAGGAGUACAACGGUAUCACCUUGAAAUGCAAAGAUACCGAUGGCUCCACCUUCAAGCCGAGAUGCACGCGGUACUAG